AUGAUUGGAGACUCACUUCCGGAAUACAUCUUCAUCCAACUUUCCAUCUUCUUUCUCCGUCUUGUCGCACCUCUCAGCAUCCUCUAUACCCUCGCCAGCUGGUAUUCUGGACAACUUCUAUUUUCCCCGUGGCUGGGAUACUACUCACUCACUGAAGCCGCUUUCUAUCUUUGCGUGUACCUGCCGAGGAAUGUGUACUUACAGAAGACUGUCGAACGACCCCCUCUGCUACCUCGAUCGGAGCGCGAGGCACUCUUCACCAAGUGCUUCUCCUCCGUACGGGACACGGACAUGGCUACAGGCUGGUUCUACUCUGUCCCGAUAUCCGCUAUCAAACGGGACAAUAUGAUAGAAUGGUUAUGUUGGGCGCUCUUCGGCACCCGCAGGGACGGCCUGCUGAAAGAGUGGGAAGAGGAAAUUGAAGGAUACCUAGCGAAAAUAGAGAAUUUCCAGGGUCACAAGUAUGAAUCCGGGUGGAACAAUGCAGUUCAGUGCAUGAAGGUCUCGCUAGAUCCGGUUGUCUCGUUGCAUCGACCCCUCCUCUGGUAUCUUAUUGUCGCAGUCGUUGAUACUUAUACAGGACUACUCUUGACCUUCGCUGGCUUCCGACACUUUGGCAAUACCAAAUCACUGUGCUGCUUCCCUCCUAGAUUGGCCGCCUUGUGCUCACAGCGUUCCCCGGAUCCUGAUAUUGUGUACUGGUACCGCCCACAUCGCUCCAAGACGAAGUUGCCAAUACUCUUCCUUCAUGGCAUCGGAAUUGGUCUUUGGCCCUACUGUGCCUUCCUCAACGACAUCAUCGCGGCUGAUCCGGAUGUGGGCAUUAUCGCCAUCGAGAACCUCUGCAUCAGUAUGCGGAUCUACGAAGCCCCACUAACUCGGGACGCCAUGCUCGCCGCGAUCACGCGUAUACUUGACUUCCACAACGUCACGCGCGUUGUCGUGGCAGCGCACUCCUAUGGCACCAUCCCCGCAGCGCACCUCCUGCGCGACCGGGUGCUCAGCACCCGCAUCGCGGCGUCGCUCCUCGUCGACCCAAUACCCUUCCUCCUCCACCUCCCCGCCGUCGCGUACAACUUCGUCUACCGCAAGCCGCGCACGGCUAACGAGUUGCAGCUUUGGUAUUUCGCGAGCCGCGACCCGGACAUCUCGCGUACACUGGCGCGGCAUUUCUUCUGGUCCCAGAAUCUGUUGUGGAAGGAGGAUCUGGAUGGCAGACGGGUAGGUGUUGUGCUAAGCGGACGGGACCAGGUUGUCGAUACGAGAAAGGUGCGGAAGUACCUGACUGGCCAGGACGAUUUGCAGUUCAGGUGGCGCGAUCACACGCUGGAGGUGCUGUACUAUCCCGACAUUGACCACGCUCAGGUUUUUGACACCAAAGAGCGGCGGAAACCAAUGAUUGAUAUCAUAUCCAGGUUUGUGAAGACUAACGCUCACUCCUAG
Sparassis crispa is the source of this 1443-nucleotide messenger RNA. RefSeq lists its product as hypothetical. The record is from RefSeq and is a predicted model, not a curated record. Bases 1 to 1443 code for a protein of 480 amino acids. The transcript has 4 exons. Lineage: Eukaryota; Fungi; Basidiomycota; Agaricomycetes; Polyporales; Sparassidaceae.